CUAUUCUAGAUCUAGAGCUAAUAUUUGAGUCUACAUAGAAUGACAUAGAUCUAAAUGAUAAAUCUACUUCUAGAUUAAGAUCUAGAUCUAGAGUCUAGAUGUAGAUCUAGAUCUAUAUGUCUAUAUAGAUAGAAACCAGAAAUCCUGAGAAAUAGAUCUAGAGUAGAGAUCGAGAUCUCAUCUAUAUCUAGAUCUAGUUUUUAAAAAGUUGUAUAGAGUUAGCAGUUAGAGUUACUUGUAGAUAUCUAGAUCUAAUCAAUCUAAUCUUAAUCUAGAUUCUAUAGUCUAGAGAGAGUUACUUACUUAGUUAGAGUAGACUAGAUGUACACGACUGGACUGUCUGUAUUAUUAGAAUUCCAAAGUGUAUUAGUGUAUUGUAGAUCUAUACAUAAUGAUAAUACAGCCGCAGUUAUUGAAAGCUGGUUUAAAUUAUUAGCUAUAGUAAUAGCAGCCUAGUUACUAGUGUGAUAAAAUGUCAAGUGUCAUUAUCCAGUGCUUUUUGUUUCUAUUUUUACUGGUACAAUGUUAUCGUCUGGGAGGAAGCCACAAAGUUUACCCACAAAAAAACAUUCACUCCCAGGAGGAGAUAGAAAUCAACCUAACUUUCAGCCAAUACAGUUGUGAUCAGAAUUUUUUAAGCGUGGCCAUUGAUUCCUCAGAAAUUAAGAACAAAUGGAGAGGUUUUGACUUUAGUUCACAAAAAUUGCAGAACUUGGCCCAUGCUUUGUCACCAGCUUACAUUCGCAUUGGAGGAACCGAUGCAGACUUUCUUAUUUUUAAUCCUAAUGAGCUUACAGAGGCUGAGAAUGAGAUGUCAUAUAAACCUGUUUCAAAUUAUACUGGAUUGAAGAAGGAUGAACAGGAAUUUACAUUAACAGGAGGAGUGUGGCGAAACAUGACACAUUUCUUUCAAUAUGUUGGAUGGGAUGUAAUAUUUGAUUUUAAUCUCUUUCUGAGAAAAAAAGAUCUGUGGGAUCCCUCAAAUGCCUCUUCACUAUUAAGUUUCUCUGAAAUGAAUGGAAUCAACAUAGCAGCGUUUCAAUUGGGCAAUGAACCUAACUCAUAUGAACACAACUUCAACUUUACAAUCUCACCAUCUGCUCUACUGAAUGACCUCAAAACUUUGAGAAAUGUCCUGAAUGAUCAUCCUUUCUACAGAAGUAGUGGUUUAUUUGGUCCUGAAGUAACUAACCUGGGUAACCGGGCAGGAUCCAGUACUUACCUAAAACAAUUUUUGGAAGCAGGAGCUUGUGAUGUAAUGGACUAUAUUUCAUCUCACCACUAUUAUUUGGAUGGACGUACAGCCACAGCGGAUGACUUUUUAAAUCCUCAAGUGCUAGACACUUUGAAAACUUCUGUUGAAACUGCCAGAACCAUCAUGAGAGAAAAUAACUGCCCCCUUCCUCUUGCACUGACAGAAACAUCAUCAUGUUACGGAGGUGGUGCGCCUAAUUUAUCAGACAGAUAUCUUGCUGGCUUCCUAUGGCUGGAUAAACUAGGAGUGACGGCUCUGAAUGGAUAUUCUAGGAUAUUCAGGCAAACAUUCUACUCCGGUCAUUAUGCUCUUAUAUCUAGUGAGCUGGAACCUAACCCAGACUUCUUCUUGAGUGUGUUGUUUAAAAAGUUGGUAGAAGGGCCAGUACUCACAGUUGUGAAACAACCAGAGAAGAUCAGAGUAUAUGCUAAUUGUGCUAAUACUGCUUUUUACCCUCAAGGAUCUAUUGUCAUUUAUUUCUUAAACCUGAGGGACACGCCAGUAAAUUUGUCACUUAGCCAGUUUGCUGACUUGAAAACAGAUGUAUACCUCCUGACUCCUGGUGAUUCUGAUGGUCUUAAAUCUAGGUUUGUGAAACUGAAUGGGAAUUUAUUGGUAUUGUCUGGAUCUGAAUUACCACCUUUACCCCCAAGAACUGUUCAAGGAGUUAUCUCCCUGGAGCCUCAGAGUUUUGGAUUUGCUGUCAUCCCAGGCGCCAAAGCUUCAAUUUGCAUCAAAUGAUAACAUAUCUACAGUGUCAUUGACAAUGAUGUUCAAGACAUUUAUAUGUAAAUAUAUAUAGCAUGUAAUACAAUGAGGUUGGUUCUAGUUUAGAGUAAUCAUAUCAAGAAAAAAAUACAAGGUUUUAAUGUUCAGCCAUUUUAUAUAUUAUUUUUUAUUUACUUUUUUUUUUAACAGAAAGCUUUGUUCCAGCAUAAUAAUAUAAUAAAAAGGAACAUGCUUUUUUUUUUUAGGAAUGCUGUGAUAAGUGUAUAGUUGUUGGUCAGUUUACACAAAAUAUUUGUUUCAAGCUUGGUGCAGUCAAUUGAAAUAAAACAUGGAUGUGAGAAAGCAAGUUAUAAGCAUUUAUUGUUUAAUAUGUUCUCACUCCGCAUAAUAAUGAAUUACUAUUUGCCAUAUGCAUAAAAAUUUAAACUUUUCUGAGCUGUGCUCAAAUUUUAGAACUUAUUUUGGUCAUGCAAUUCUUAAUACCUUUAAAACAGAUAUAAUGCUUUGUUUAUUAUCCAUUUGACAUUUCAGUAUUUGCAGAGUUAUGAAAAAGCUGUAGCUGUAGUCAUUUACUUUGGAAAGUGGUCUGAUUACAUUCAGUUGUGCUAGUAAAUACUUUCAGACUAUUAGUGAAAUAGCUGUGUUUCAUAUUGGAAGAACAAAUUCAACUAUUCAGUUCUCAGUAAGAAAAGUUAAUCUCCACUUUAUAUUUGAUAUCUGUGGCAUGAAACAUUGUGUUCUACUCAAUGUAAGCAUUGCUUAAAAUAAUAUCUAUCAUAACAUAUCAUAAUACUAGGUUUAUUUCUAGUCAUGGCUUUUAUUUUGACAAUGAGUAGAUUAAAUAGUUGGAUUAGCUAAUAUUGAAUCAAGAUAUUCAUUUAUCAGUUCUAUAUUAUUACAGAAUAGAGUUUCUUAUUGAAUAUUUAACAAUGUCUUUCAUAAUUCCAUUUAAUGGAGUUGUCUUCCUUUUUCCUAACUUUGCUAUUUUAAAAUCAAACCAAAAAUAACCUCUUCAUUUCCCCCCCUUUUAUUUGCAUUUGCAGAACAUUUAUCAGUACACAGCCAAAUAUAUAUGUCUCCUUCUGUCUCACAAGGAAUAUAUCUAGUCUACAUGAAUCACUGGUGUAGAGUUUUCUCCUUAAGCUUGGUAGAAUUUGCUGUGACUAAACAGGACAUUUCUGGAGUGCCAAAUUGUGCCACAGCUCUUGCAGAAGAAUAUGUAUCUUAGGGCUAUGAGAUAAGGCAGAUUUCUUUCUUUCUUUAACUGCCUCAGCACACAUAAUCUAUAUCCAUGCUGUGUCUGAUCUUGAGCCAUUUGUUUCCAUAUAUUUCUAUUGAUACACAUUGUCUUGAGGUUCUGAUUUUCAAAUAUCUAAUAGUGAUUUUGGAUGUCCCUUAGUUUGGUUCUAUCAGCAAGCUCAGCAUAAAGGAUGUCCUUGAGGGGAUGUUACUCCAAUUUACCAACAACAUAGUCUUCUGUGUGUGUGUGUGUGUGUCAAUACUGCAUUUACACUGUAUUGUACAAGUACUCUUGUAUGAAGUUUCAUUCGUAUAAUAAACACAGUUUUCUAGUGGCAUUUAAUUUCAUAUUGAUAAUUAAAUAAUCUAAUUUUCUUUAGUUUUGUUCUCAUUCUAAAUAUCUUCAUUCUAUAUCUUGGAUAUAGCAAUGGUGUUAUAUUGGAUUUGCUAAAUCCAGUUGAGCUAGCUAGUAACACAUAGUAAAUUGCUGCUACUUUUGAAACAGAAAUAGAAAUUUAUUGUAAUGUUUGCAUACAAUUUGCAUACUUUACUUUUGUUUCUUGUUAUUGAGUCACAUAUGCAUUUUUUCCAUAUGGUUUUAGCUAUUUUAAAUCUUUCUAAUGUAAACCACUUACAUACAAAAUUUGUUCUACUAAAGAUUUUUAUUUUUAUUUGGCCAAUGUUGAAUCUAGAGAACUUUAUCUAUUAUGGGAGACAGUUAUUCUUUGGGACAUUCCAAUUUACUCUUCAAGAUUUACAUAGAUGUUGGAUGCAUGCAUUGUUCCUUUUUACAACAUAGCCUCUACAAGAUAGCGUCUACAACAUAUCGUCACUGGGGCUCCCUUUUUUUUCUUAUAUAAUAUACUAUUACAAUACUUUUAUUUAUUAUGAAGCUUUUUUUUUAUGGUGCAAUGAUUAGAAAUUUCAUCAAUGUACUGUACUAGUUCUAUUUAUAUAUACAACUACUACAAAGACAUUUUAUACAAAUAUUUAUAUACACACAUAGAGGGCUACUAAAAGCCUUAGCAUUGCCACUUACAAAUAAGUUUGUCUUAGCUAUACAGUAAGAGCAUUGACAAUACAAUCCAUUUAUUUUUUUUUGAUUGUACAUAUUUUAUACAAAUUUUUACUUAAAAUAUUUUUACUCAAAGAGUUUUCUAUUGAAAUAUACUGAGUACUUUGAAUAAAACUAAAUGCUCAUGA
Molecule: messenger RNA, 4426 nt
Organism: Biomphalaria glabrata
Lineage: Eukaryota; Metazoa; Mollusca; Gastropoda; Planorbidae
Product: heparanase-like
Exons: 11
Coding region: 473-1996 (507 amino acids)
Cellular component (GO): extracellular matrix; membrane
Molecular function (GO): hydrolase activity, acting on glycosyl bonds
Source: RefSeq, a predicted model, not a curated record